ACCGACGGCGGCGCCACGUACGGCCAGGUGGCCAAGCUGACGGCCUCUGACGCCGCGGUACACGACCAGUUCGGCAGAUCCGUGGCGAUCGACGGCGCCACCGUCGUAGUUGGAGCCUGUUUGGACGACGACGGCGGCUUCAACUCAGGCUCUGUCUACGUCUUCCGCACGACCGAUGGCGGCGCCACGUACGACCAGGUGGCCAAGCUAACGGCCGCCGACGCCACGGCGACCGACUUCUUCGGCAUCUCCGUGGCCAUCGCCGGGGACACCGUCGUGGUCGGUGCCUCCAAAGACUACGGCGGCAGCCUUAACGAGGGCUCGGCCUACGUCUUCCGAACGACCGACGGCGGCGCCACGUAUGCCCAGGUAGCGAAGCUGACAGCCAGCGACGCCGCGGCGGACGACGAGUUCGGCAGCUCCGUGGCCAUCGACGGCGGCACCAUCGUGGUCGGUUCCCCUUAUGACGACGACAGCGCCAGCACCUCGGGCUCAGUCUACGUCUUCCGCACGACCGACGGCGGCGUCACGUACCCACAGGUCGCCAAGCUGACGGCCUCCGACGCCUCUUAUGACGCCGAGUUCGGCUGGUCCGUGGCGAUCGACAGCGGCACCAUCGUGGUCGGGGCCUACAUGAAGCACACCGCCACACUCAGUUACGUGGGCGCAGCCUACGUCUUCCGCACGAGCGAUGGCGGCGCCACGUACGACCAGGUGGCAAAGCUGACGGCCAGCGACGCUGCAGGAGAUGACCAGUUCGGCCGCUCCGUGGCGAUCGCUGGCGGCACCAUCGUGGUUGGUGCAACCCAAAAUUUUUUUAGUGGCUCGGGCGCAGUCUACGUCUUCAGCACGAGCGAUGGCGGCGCCACGUACGUUCAGAUGGCCAAGCUGACGCCCUCCGACGCCGCGGUGGGCGCGCCGGGCGACUACCUCGGCUACUCCCUGGCCAUCGACGGCAGCACCGUCGUGGUCGGAGCCACCCACGACGACGACGGCGGCUCCGACUCGGGCUCGGCCUACGUCUUCGCGCUCCCCGCGCCGACCGACUACGCGGAGACGGCAAAGUUGACGGCCGCCGACGCCGCUGCGGGCGACAACUUCGGCAGAUCCGUGGCCAUCGACGGUGGCACCGUCGUGGUCGGAACCGAGGGCACUGGCGCGGCCUACGUGCUCCGCACGACCGACGGCGGCGCCACGUACAGCCAGGUGGCCAAGCUGACGGCCGACGACGCCGCGUCGGGCGACUACUUCGGCUUCUCCGUGGCGAUCGACGGCAACACCAUCGUGGUCGGUGCAAUGCAUUAUUACCCUGGCGGAGCAGUCUACGUCUUCCGCACGACCGAUGGCGGCGCCUCGUACGUCAAGGUGGCCAGUUCGUGGUGGACGCCGAUAUUGUUUGCGUCCCGUGCGGCGAAGGAACGUACAGUCCCCUGGGAAUUUACUGCCUCACCUGCCUGGCCGGCUCCUACACGGCGGACCAAAUUAAUUGCAACCCCUGCGACGCCGGCACGUUCAGCGCGACGGACGGCGCAACGAGUUGUACGGCGUGUCCGCCCGGAUGGCAUCAAUCCGCGUCCGGUCAGCUGGAGUGCGAGCGUUGCGAGCCCGGCCGGGUCGCUUCGGUCUCUGGGCAAGCUUCGUGCGACCGGUGCGACGCGGGCACGUACAGCGCGGCCGCAGGCGCGUCGACCUGCGUCGACUGCGCGCCCGGGCGGAUUCAGUCCGAGUCGGGUCGGAGCGAAUGCGAACAGUGCGCGGCGGGGAGAUUUGCCUCGAGUGCCACCGCAUGCAGCAGCUGCCGGCAAUUCGGCGCGGGGCGCACGAGCCCCCCCGGCGCGGCGGUUUGCGACAUCUGCGAGGCCGACUACUAUUACGACGGCCAGAGUUGCCUCGACUGUCCCUGGUCGGCGACGUGCGCGCGCAACUCGACGCUCGGGAGCCAGUGGAUCGUGGACGAGGGCUUCUAUCGCUUCUCGAUGGACACGCCGGAAAUCUACCGCUGCAAGCGCAACGACGGCUGCGUCGGCGGCGCCGGCAGCGGCGACGACCUGUGCGCGAACCACCACCACGGGCCGCUCUGUCAUUUGUGCGACCGGGGCUACUACAUGGAGCCCGUGCUGCGGACCUGCCAAAGGUGCGACCAGCGGCCGAGCACGUUCCUCAUGGUCGCCUUCUUCUUCUUCGUCCUCAUCGUAUUGUUCGUGUUUGCGGUAUUGAUCUGGUCAUGUGUGUGGGGCUCUGGUUACACUAAGGAGUUGCUGCAGGCACUGAAGAGUAGUCGUCUGCGUCGAUGGGUGCAGACUCAUUUCGGGGACUUCUUCAGGAGUGACUGCGCCAGGGCUAUUUGGUACUCCUGGACGGUACUGGUCAGGUUUUCGAGCGUCGAGGACGUGAAGUAUCCCGGCCCCUUUGCGUGGGUGAUGCGCAUCUACGGUCUCGUGACGCUGGACUUGGUGGCCUGGCUGCCGACGCCCUGCAUCAGGUGGUCGUACUACGACACUCUACUCGCGGCGACCUUGCUCCCUGUUGCGUACGUCGUGGUGGCCUGGCUCUACAACCUUGGGAGAAGACACCUUAGGAAGGGGCGCCACGCGGAGAUGCAGGAGCGGCCCGGCGAGGCGCCUGCGCCGGCGCCGGCGGUGCCGGAAGCGUCGGCACCGCCGUCGGAGACGCCGCAUCCCGAAGCCGCAUCCGAAGCAAAAGACAAACCCGUCGUUAACGACUUCUUCCGCCUCCUGGACUGGUGCUUUAGCGGCCACGGGGUCGUCACGGUCUUGGUCAUGGUCCACGCGCCCAUUUGUUCGGUCCUCUUCGAGUUUUUUCACUUCGACGGCAGGGCCCACGACGGUUUUUCGACGUCUGCGCACGAAACGGAGUUGUACCUCGCCCGCGACUACAGGAUCAGGGAGUCCGACGAGAAGUACCAGAAGUAUCGCGCGUACGCCAUCUUGUGCUGCUUGAUUUACGUGGUAGUGAUUCCGCUAUUCUUCCUCGUCGCGCUGCUUGCUAAGAAAAGCUUCGACGGCCACUUCGACACGCCACGCUGCAUCAGCUUCCUCCUUAGGCAGGUCGACGGACUCGUAAAGCGGCUCCGUAGGAAGGCCGACGCAUCCGACGCCGACUGUCGGGUACGUGGAGACAGUCAAGCUGGAGGCGAGCAGCGCGGCGGCGGGCCAGCAGCAGCCGAAGCAGAAGACGCCGCAGACGACGCCCCCGUCUGCACCAACACCACGGCCCUCUCCGGUGACGACGACUCAACCGACGACUCAGGCAACUCCAAACCCGACAAUGUUACCCCUGCAAGGUGUCCAAAACCGCUGCUCGCGCUUUGGGAGACCCUCGUGGGAGAUAUUUGGGAGACCCUCGUAGGCCCGUACAAGGAGGUUGCGUGGUUCACGGAGCCGCUCUCGAUGGUCGUGAGGACGUCGCUGAGUGGAUUUCUGCUGAUCUGCCUGCCUCAGGCUAAAAGAAUGCGCAUCGUGUUGUCCUUCGGGAUAGCUCUUAUCUAUGCUCUGCUCGUCUCCGACUGCAAGCCGUUCAAAUCAUCGGCGGUAAACAUGGUAGCCUCAACCUUCUGGUUCUUCGUGACGUCGACGUUCUUCUACGCGCUCUGCGUGACGCAGGGCGUGCUAAAACUCCCACAGCUUCGAGCGAUCAGCACCGUCCUCGUAAUCGGCCAACUUAUCGUAUUCCUACUUGCCAUGUGGCGCCACUCCGACGAGGCUCCGAUCCGCGUCCUCUGCUGGAAGAUCAAGCGCGGAAACAAAGAGGACCGGAUCGACAAGACCGAGUUCGAGACGCUCUACGCCGCCGGCGGAAAGGAGUUGCUCGAGGCCGCCGUCUUCGACGCGAUAGACGGCUACUUCAAGCAGGAGUUUAAAGCGUCGGACGGCUCCGAUGAUCCGUGGGAGCGGUUCCGCUCGCAGUUCUGCGCGCUCGAGACAUUCUGGAACGAACCGGUAUCGGAACCGCACAAGCGGCGAGAAGCGGAAAUUUGGCUGGCGCGCGACCAUGUCGCCCAGAUCGAAGCGGGCCUGAAGAAACAGGCGGAAAAUGCUAAAGGAACGGACCUAGAAAAGAAGGAGCAGGAGAAGCUUGAUAGAUUCAUCAGCAAAAAGGAACAAGACAUAGAAAACGACUGGAGCCAACCAACGAAAACCGCACACCAAAAGAAAAUAGACAUUUUGCAGGAAAUCGCGACAUCCGAGGGCGGAACGAAGCGAGAAAUUAGAGCGACGCGCUGGGCCUGGCUGCGGUCGCAAGCGAAGGCGGAAGCCGACAAACUAGAGAAGACAAUCCGCGAAACCCCCACCGUAAAGGAGAUCGACCAAAAAAUAAAGGAUAUCGGAUACCCGAAUGACCUUGUUUUGGACGAGGGUGCACGCGUCUCCGUGAAAGCACGUGAUAAAAGGGAGGGCUGCGAGGGGAGGAUCGUCUCUGUAAAUGCCGACGGCACGUUCGACGUCAAGCCCGCGGUCGGGGACGUGUGGCGGAACGUGAGCAAGGAGGAACUGGACGGGCAGCAGCCGUCCCAGAAGCUACUAUUCCGAAGCAAUCCCCGCGAGGUCACGGAUGCGACCCUUGGGGCUGGCGGUGAUAACCAGCUGGUAGUAAAACGCGAGGACGACAAGAUAACCGAAGCGGCGCUGCGAGGCGAAGGCGGCCAGAUCACCGAGGCGGCGUUGCUCGUGGUGAAACGAGCACUCACGGAGGACGGCGAGAUCCCGGAGGCGGACGGCAAGAACAAGGAAUUGCACAAGCUGCUCGCCAGAGGCAAGCUCAUGAUGGACAAAGAGGUCCUGCCGCCGAUGCUCCGGGUCUUUGCGUACAUGUGCCUCCCUGCGCUCAAAAAGGCGCUCUACGCGGUUGCUGAAGAGGUAGGUGAUGUGAAGGUGGUGUGCGACGAGGGCAAAUCCGUCAAGAAGAGCAAGCGCAUGGUCGAGAAGAUGGUGAACGAGAUCGCUGCGGACGAAGAAGCCGAAGGUGAGGGCGCCAACGACGACGUUCGCCGGUGGCAGCCCAUCAGCGCGUCGGUGCGCGACGCGCUUCGCGCCACGCUCGUGUGCCCCAACCAGGAUGCGAUGUACAUGGUCUACGAAGAGCUCAAAAACCCCAAUGGGAAAUUCACGCUUAGGAAGGUCAAGAACAAGCUCGAGAAAGGAAAGGUACCGUUCAACCUCCACGCUGUCUACGAGUUCCAACCUUCACCAGCAUCCGUCAGCAUUCUCGUGGAGGUCCAGAUCAAGAUAAAAGAGAUCGAGGAUAAGUGCGGCGCGCAGCACAAGUUCUACGAGAUCUCCCGUGUGACGGGCAGCGUGGAACUCUUCAAGCCUGAGGUCGACACGCACGACGAACAGACUCCGGAGGAGCUGACGAAGAGACUCCGGGCGCACGACAAAGGAAGAUUCAUGCUUCAGAGGUCAUAUGUCGUAACUUCACGACACUUGGUGGAACGAGAAUCCAAAGCGCGGAAAUCGGGCGGUUGGCGUCUCAUGAGAUUUAUCUCCAAACGGCGGGGAAGGAGAGAAACAGUUCACCCCGAUCAGCCGCCAAAAGCGCCUCCUGUCCGGCGCGCAGUGCAGGACGAGGAAGAGGACGAUUCUGAUUCAUAUCCCAUUUCAUAUCCCUAGAUAGGCCGGACACGAGCCCUAGCGGGCCUUUUCACUAGACAGACUUUGUUUAAAUUCUUUGUUGGGUAUUCGUUUUUGGUGAGUCGACCAUGCCGUCGUCUGCCACGAGCGGUUCAAGAUUGAUGCCCAGAUCCGCCGCGGCGGGAGAUGGCGGCGUCAGGCCAGUUCCCGGGCUUCAGCGGCCGUCGUCGCCUCGGCUCCGGCGGCGUCCGAGAUCCCCGACGAGGCGCAGCCGUGGAACUUCGACAGCUGGUUCGACGACGCCACGGCGCGCCGCGCGAGCCAGGAUUUAUUUGAGCAGUUGAAAACGAUCGACGAGACGGCGAAGCCCGAGGCGUUCCAGCUCAAGAAAUACGGCGACUGCAUCGGCUGGGACUACGCCAAGCUCGUGAAGCGCCUCGGCGGCUACCACCUCUUCAUGAAGGCGAAGCGCCCCACGUUGACGAUUACGGGACCGGAGGCGACGAGUUUAAUCGCCCAGAUGUGGAACAAGCUGCCCCCCCACGCCCAGAAGCCCUGGAACGACAAGGCGUGCCAAGACGAGACGGACUCGGCGGCGCCGCCGGCCAAGAGCCAGAAGGCCGACGCCGACGCCUCGCCCUCGCCGCCGUCGCCAGCGACGCCGAAGUGGUCGCAGGCCGAGGUCGACGCGAUGACCGUCCCGAAGCUCAAGGGCCCCAGGGUGGGACGUAAACACUUACCAAACGUUUACUUCUCCCUCCGAGAGGCCUCCAAACACUUACCAUCACGUCCCAAACACUUACAACUAAUCUACCGCUAG
Molecule: messenger RNA, 6411 nt
Organism: Pelagomonas calceolata
Lineage: Eukaryota; Pelagophyceae; Pelagomonadales; Pelagomonadaceae
Source: the annotation of a GenBank genome assembly